Molecule: messenger RNA, 1504 nt
Organism: [Candida] anglica
Lineage: Eukaryota; Fungi; Ascomycota; Pichiomycetes; Serinales; Debaryomycetaceae
Source: the annotation of a GenBank genome assembly
CAUCUCCCACUUGCUUGAGUUUUUCUUCCAUAUAUUAUUAUUUUUUUGUUGUUUUCUUUCUGUGCUUUAGCAAGUUGCAGUUAACUCACUUAGACUCAACACAUUACUUAAUAUUCAUCUAUUGUCCUAUCCCAUUAAUCUUUUGUUUAAAUCAGGAUUUCUUUGUUCCUUGAGUACAGUUCCACUUAUAAUUGCUUCCUCAGUUUUAACUCCAGAUAAAUCAGACUAGUGACACAAAUCAACGGGAAUCUAUUCCUUCCCCUUUACAAAUCCUUCAUCUCCACCAUCAUCACGCUGGUCACAUUUUUUGCUUCAGUCACUCAAAGUAUUUAACCAACUUUUGUAGCUGAAAGCGUCGAACCAGUUCUUCAUUUUAUAUUCCCCAGUUCACACCCAUAUAGUUCGUUUUAAUGGAAAUCUCACCCAGGAAAAUGGUCGGCACUCAAAGAAGAUCCAUUUCAAAAUCUGGCCCAUCUCUCUACCUUCAACCAUGUCCCAGCGAAGACGAGUUGAAGACAUCACAACGUAAUCAAUUCACAAGUGAUAUUGAAAAGCAAGGGGUACACUCCCGACUGGAUAAGAGUUUCAAAAUAUUGUACUUACUUGUCGUUGUUGCAUGUCUUUGUAUCAUUGGUGGAACCAUAACAAAUACCCUUGUAGCAAACCACAGAAUUAAUGCUUCACAGAAAUUAACUAUAGAGAAGUUCCAACAAGAUCAAGAUGAACUUCUCAGUAAGAUUUUGGACUCUGAUGUGUCAUCAUAUGCUAAACCUUCAUACGUGGAACUGGCCAUAAGCGGAGAAGAUGAAGAUCUUGAAGUAGGAAUUAUUAGUAAAAUCCUUCUGUUGUGGAGGCAAACCGAUACAAAAUCUACUGGUUCAACAUCGUCGAGAUACUCUACAUCCUCGAACUUACUUGACCUUUCACACCUGGUGAGUAAGACCACAGAAGAAGAAGAAUUACUUAAACUUGAACAUCAUAAUAGCAUGAAGGAGAGUACAGCCUCUCAUGUAGUUAGUUCUAAAGUUUCAAAUGAAGGGAAUGCCGAGGAAGAAGAAGAAGAAGAUAUCGAUGCUCAACUGGAUUUGAGAGAAAUGUUAUCUGUUUCACCUUUGACAAUUCUUGUCAACCAAAACCCUUUGGAUUCUUCUGAACAAUCGAAGGCCAUAGUGCAAAAGGUAACCAGUAUCAUUAAAGGGUUGAACAUUACCCCACAACCAGUAUUUGUCAAGUUGUAUAAACAUCCACACUACAGGCAAUUGGUUAAUUAUUUAAAAACAUAUCAAAGUCACGCACUCACGAACUCAGGCGAUGAAUUAGAAGGCUUAUUAUUAGACACCCCAAUGGAUGCCAUUCCUUCUGUGUUUAUUUCAGGUGUACCGGUUGGAAGUUACAACUCGGUCAUUGAAAUGCACAAGGAAAGAACCUUGGCUACAUUUUUAAGGACAAAUGGAAAAGGUCGGAUUACGGUCGAAUAGAGGGAUAUAGGAUCACUUACACAUAU